AUGGCGGAGGUCGUCGCACGCUGUGCAAACUAUCUAUCAGCCUUCAUUCGUGACCGAGAAAAGGCUUUGCAGAUUGUGAUAGAUGCAAUGAAAAAGAAUCCAACUAAAGAAUUAGCGAAAAGGGGGCCUUAUUCUAUGGACUACGGAUAUGGAGCCAUGGAAACCGAAACUGCGCCUACAAUUGUUCCAUAUCUUCCCAUAAAAGAUAUCGCGGAUGAGAUGAAAGGAAAAUUAAACAAGGAUACGGAAAAUGUAACUCCUGCAAACUUGAAAGUUGCGGUGAAAAGUGCGGUUGGAGACGUUUCUAAGCAUCUCUCACAGGGUACAGCUUUACGGAGCAAAGCAGCCGGUGAAAGAUAUCCGCAGAACCUGUUGUCAGAAGUCAUGAAAUCAGCCGGGGACAAGACACUUUACAAACAUAAAAACUACACUGACACUUACGCAGGCGGUGGAACAGAGUUACAGUAUGCCGGUAAAUUACAAGCUGAUCCAAAUGCAAAAGAUUUACAAAUCGAGAUCGAUGCUGAGCUACGCAGAGGAGUACCAGACAAAAUUGCCCCAACGAUCUCGAAAAGUUUGGAAGGUGAGCAAUGUUAG
Messenger RNA from Cydia fagiglandana, 597 nucleotides. RefSeq lists its product as uncharacterized. The record is from RefSeq and is a predicted model, not a curated record. Lineage: Eukaryota; Metazoa; Arthropoda; Insecta; Lepidoptera; Tortricidae. The transcript is spliced from 7 exons. Bases 1 to 597 code for a protein of 198 amino acids.